Messenger RNA from Arabis nemorensis, 1173 nucleotides. Lineage: Eukaryota; Viridiplantae; Streptophyta; Magnoliopsida; Brassicales; Brassicaceae. The record is from the annotation of a GenBank genome assembly.
AUGGAAACGUUCCUAUUCACAUCUGAAUCAGUCAAUGAAGGUCACCCAGACAAGCUCUGUGACCAAGUUUCCGACGCAAUCCUUGAUGCUUGCUUAGAACAAGACCCUGAAAGCAAAGUUGCUUGUGAGACAUGUACCAAGACCAAUAUGGUUAUGGUGUUUGGUGAGAUCACAACUUCUGCUAAAGUUGAUUACGAGAAGAUUGUUAGAUCCACUUGUAGAGAGAUUGGUUUUAUCUCUGCUGAUGUUGGUCUUGAUGCUGACAAAUGCAAUGUCUUGGUUAACAUUGAGCAACAGAGUCCUGACAUUGCUCAGGGUGUUCAUGGUCAUUUGACUAAGAAGCCUGAAGAUAUUGGAGCUGGUGAUCAAGGACAUAUGUUUGGUUAUGCAACUGAUGAGACACCUGAGCUCAUGCCUUUGACUCAUGUCUUAGCCACCAAGCUUGGUGCUAAGCUUACUGAAGUGAGGAAGAACAAGACUUGUCCGUGGUUGAGGCCUGAUGGUAAGACUCAAGUCACUGUUGAGUACAGAAACGAUGGUGGAGCUAUGAUUCCGAUUAGAGUCCACACGGUUCUUAUCUCGACUCAACAUGACGAAACCGUCACCAAUGAUGAGAUUGCUGCUGAUUUGAAGGAGCAUGUGAUCAAGCCGGUUAUUCCUGCUAAGUACCUUGAUGAAAACACUAUCUUUCAUCUGAACCCAUCUGGUCGUUUUGUCAUUGGAGGGCCUCACGGUGAUGCUGGACUCACGGGGAGGAAGAUCAUCAUCGAUACUUAUGGUGGUUGGGGUGCUCAUGGUGGAGGUGCUUUCUCAGGGAAAGACCCAACCAAGGUUGACAGAAGCGGUGCCUAUAUCGUCAGGCAGGCUGCAAAGAGCGUGGUAGCAGCGGGACUCGCACGCCGCUGUAUCGUGCAGGUGUCGUAUGCCAUUGGUGUGCCUGAGCCACUCUCGGUGUUUGUUGACACCUACAAGACCGGGACCAUCCCGGACAAGGAUAUCCUCGUGUUGAUCAAGGAAGCUUUUGACUUCAGGCCGGGAAUGAUGGCUAUCAACCUCGAUUUGAAGAGAGGAGGUAACUUCAGGUUCCAGAAAACCGCUGCUUAUGGCCAUUUCGGACGUGAAGACCCUGACUUCACUUGGGAGGUCAUCAAGCCACUCAAGCCAAAGGCUUAA